GCCCCGGGGCAGGCUCCGGUGUUCGUCAUGGCCGAGCUGCGCUGCCGCUCCGUGCUCAUCACCGGCUCCAGCCGCGGGAUCGGGCUGGGCCUGGUGCGCGGCCUCCUCGCCGCUUGCCCCGCGCCUGACUUCGUCAUCGCCACCUGCCGCUACCCGGAGAAGGCGCAGGAACUACAGCAGUUGUGCAAGAAGUACAGUAACUUGAAGCUUCUUCAACUUGAUGUGGUUUCUGAAAGCAGCAUCAAGAAAGUGGUCCGAGAAGUGGACGAUAUCGUCGGGGAGAAAGGGCUCAAUUGCCUGGUCAACAACGCUGGCAUUAACGUGCUGGCCAACCUAGAAGAAGUCACGGCGGAAACCAUGCUUCGCAUCUACGAGACGAACACUGUCGCCCAGCUGAUGGUCACCAAAGCUUUUCUCCCCCUGCUGAGGAAAGCCGCCCAUCUGAGCACCGGGAUGGGGUGCCACCGCGCGACCAUCGUCAACAUGUCCUCGAUAUCGGCGUCCAUGGAGCUCGUCGAGGACAACGACUUCCAGAUGGUGUACCCUUACCGGAUAGCGAAGACGGCCUUGAAUAUGAUCACAAGAUGCCUCGCUGUUGAUUUGAAGCCGGAUGGAAUCCUGUGCAUCUCUCUGCACCCGGGCUGGAUCGAAACGGAUAUGGGCGGGAGCCUGGCUCCCUUGAAGGUCCAAGACGCUAUCCCUGGGAUCCUCUCUGUUCUAGCUGGUCUUAGCGAAAAAGACAAUGGAAAUUUUCUCAAUGGCGAAGGGGAGACACUCCCCUGGUAGCAGAGAGGCACGAAUGCCAGAGACCACAAGCACCAUGUUACAUCUCAGCUCCGGCAUCUUAGGUGUGCUGUGACAGCUAGCUUGGAUUCCUCUCUUUUUUUUAUAUUGUUAGCAGUACUGUAACGAAACCUGAAAGUCAGUCUGUUCUCAUAUUGUGCAUUGUUGUUGUUUUCAACCUUCUUGACAAUGGCAAAAUCUUAAUAGCUUCGGAUUUCUUUUCUGUGGGUCAGGAGAAGCCAGGGCGGAACAGUAUCUUGCAGGCAGGGUUCACCUGGGGGCCAGUUUACAGGGGACACCGCUCCGCUGCCUUCUCUUGGCUCUUGCCAGCUUGAUGGCAAGGCUUCACUACACUUGUCUUCCUCAGUGGUUCCACUUGGCACUAUGCAGUGAUAGUUGUGUGGUGUGGGGGGGGGUGUGUGGUUCCCAACAAAUUGCUUACAGAAUUCCCAGAAUCCUUUGCAGUGGGGCCCGGUGUAUUGUUUGGGCCUGAAGGCUUUGUGUCCCACUGUAUAUGUGGUCCCCAGGAGCUCAAGUGAACCAGCUUCCUGUUUAUGAAAGAGGCCACCAGAAGACUGUAUCAGUAGUUCAGCCCUUUGCAUGAUAGGGUUGUUAGCUCUGGAUUGGGAAAUUCGUGGAUAUUGGGGGCGGGGUUGGAACUCGGGGAGGGCAGAGUUUGGGGAGGAGAGGGACCUCGGCGGAGUGCAGUGCCACAGAGUCCGCCCUUCAAAACAGCCAUUUUCUCCAGAGGAACUGAUGUGUCACCUGAUGGUCAGUUGUAAUUCCGGUUGUCCAGACCCCAACUGGAGAUCGGCAACCUAGAUUUUGGCCCUAUUGUAGGCAGACAAUCCCAGGUUCAUCCUCUGGCAUAUCAGAUUUCCCCAGCUUGGGAAAUUCCUGGAGAUUUGAGGGAGGGCUGAAUUUGGGAAAGGGAGAGAACCCUAUAAAAUCUUCCCUCUGAAACGAUCGUUUUCUCCAGGGGAACAGUGAGCAGGAGUUGAGGGGGAGGGGAAUGAAUGCCUUCGCUUGGGUGGGUGGAAAGACCUCACCCACAGCCUCUUUCUAGAGCCCGUUGUAUUUUUCUUCACAACGGGCCUUGUUUCUAGUAAGAGACCUAAAACCAGUUUCAUCUUGGCAAAUCUGAGCUCCCUGAUUGGUUGGGACUGGGUGGGACUGCACUGCAUCAACCUUUGGCCUGCCAAACUAUAAAUCAAGAGUACUUGCAUGCCAUUGGUUGAGCCCACUCGUCUCUCCUGCCCAAGUGGCUGUUGCUACCCAGCAAAGCUGGUUCUGUCAGUUGGAAUUGUGGCCAAACUCCAGGCCUCACACCUGGAAGUUGGCAGCCCUCCUGCUUGGAGACCCUGGAAUGCUGCUGCCUGCUAGUGUAGACAACACUGACCUGAAGAGACCGAUAGUCUGAGUCAACAGAAAACAGCUUCAGGUGCCCCAGGAUUACACAGUGGUAAUCACUGUGAUGGUAGAAAUUGGAUUGACUGGGGGUAAUUUCUGUGUAAAAGUAUCCCCCCAAAUCUGUUUGCACCAUGUGGAGGAAGAUUUUGACCACAGGAUGGCCAGAUCCCUCUAUCUUUGGGAUGGUGCGUACCCUCGUUUCCAAGUUACAGUGAAUGCACUUGGAAUCUACGUAGAACACACAUAUGGAUUUUUCUUUAUACAAGACUGUAUGUUACAUUCAACCAGGACUUUUUUUCCCAGGGGGAAUGUGGCAGAAUGGAGUUCUGGAACCUCUUUGCAGAAACAAAAUUCUCAAAAAAAUGUUUUAAAGUUUGUGAGGGGCACCUAUGUGUUUCUCCUCCGUUUCCUUCUUGAGAGUUCCAGCACCUCUUUUUCCCCCGAAAAAAAGCCCCGUGUUCAACACUUGCGCAGCUGAACACGUGUCCUGUAAACUCCGUUUAUCAAGGGACUGGUCCCCGGCUUUGUUUGUAAAGUGAACACACAUUGGCUCUUUUUUACACACAUGUACACACACAUAGGCAGGUGAUGCGUAUUCGCUGUGAGGUGAACAGGGCUUCGGAAGUAAGUGGAUGCCUCUCUCUUUGUCAAAGCGGGAAAUUUGAAAAAAAAAAAGAAAAAGUUUAUACAUUUCAAAAAUGUUUUACUCCAGAACUGUGUUCCUCAGAUGUUGCAUAAACCAAACGUCUUUUUGUUUCUUUUCUUUGGGGUGUUGCUGACCGUGGGGGGCACUGGUGGUGAGGCUUUGAAAUUUGUUCAAUAAAGUCUUUUUUUUUCCCAGUCUGAA
Messenger RNA from Heteronotia binoei (common prickly gecko), 3040 nucleotides. Its product is annotated as C-signal-like. The coding region runs from base 28 to 786 and encodes 252 amino acids. The record is from RefSeq and is a predicted model, not a curated record. Lineage: Eukaryota; Metazoa; Chordata; Lepidosauria; Squamata; Gekkonidae. The transcript has 6 exons.